Molecule: messenger RNA, 1895 nt
Organism: Menidia menidia (Atlantic silverside)
Lineage: Eukaryota; Metazoa; Chordata; Actinopteri; Atheriniformes; Atherinopsidae
Source: the annotation of a GenBank genome assembly
AUGAAUGGGAUACUCCCAACGGGCCGUCCUGAGGUGAAGCCGGCUUCUCACAUCACCACCAACGCAUUGUGUCCACCCUCAAUACACCGCGGAGACAGCCAGGCCCCUGUUGGCGGCCUGCAAGCCACACUGGUUUCACUAAUCAGACAGAUUGGGCGUUUCAGAGGCUCCUCCCCAGCAAAGAGAGUCCAGCAGGGCUCACCUGUGAAAGCCGGUGCAGCAGCAACAGUCGCUCUCACCGUCCAGACGAAACAGGACAAAGUCAGGCUGACCAAAGAACUGAGCCACAAAGAACACAAUGGCCUCCACCCUGUCAGUGCGCAGCUACACGACAGCGGACGCAGCCUCCGCUCCAAGUCCCCCGUCUCUCCGCUGUCCACCGUCAACGGCCUGUCCCUGUCCCGCUCCCUCUCCGUGGGCAACGGCCUCAACCUGCUGGGCUCCAGCCUGUCCUACAACGGCCUCGGCACCAGCGAGAAGGAGACCAUGCAGGGCCUGAACGACAGGCUGGCCAACUACCUGGACAAGGUGCGCUCCCUGGAGAGGUCCAACGCCGAGCUGGAGGUCCGGAUCAAGCAGCUCAUGCUGGAGAAAUCUCCAAAAGGCCACGACAUCGAAGGGAUGAUGGCGCAGGCGCACGCCAUUGGGCAAGAGGUGAGAAAGAAGACGCUGGAGAAUGCCCGGAUCAUGCUGGAGAUUGAUAAUGCCAGGCUGGCAGCCGACGAUUUCAGGGUCAAAUGGGAGACGGAGGCCACCCUGUGUCAGUCGGUCGAAAGAGACUGCCAGGCCCUGAGAAGAGCAAAGUCCGACCACGACCAGCUCAUCGCCUCCCUGCGAGGAGACCUGGACAGCCUGAAAGAGGAGCUGUACUUCCUCAAAAAGAAUCACGAUGAGGAGAUGAUUGCCCUGAAGGCCCGUCUGGCCACUGAGCAGGUGAGCGUGGAGGUGGAUGCUGCUCAGGGCCCCGACCUGGGCGCCAUAAUGGCUGAGCUGAGGGUCCAGUAUGAGGGCAUCGCUCGUAAGAACAAGGAGGACGCCGAGACCUGGUACCUCAAGAAGCUGGACGCGGUCCAGUCGGAGGUGAAGGAAAGCAACGAGGCCCUGCGCUGUGCCCAGAGCGAGCUCAGCGAGAGGAGACGCUUCCUGCAGGCUCUGGAGGUCGAGCUCGACAAUCUUCGCAAACAGGUCAGCGUGCUGGAGGGAAACCUUGGAGAAACAGGACACAAGUACUCUGUGGAAAUGGACCGCCUUCAGGCCACUCUGACUCAGCUGGAGGACGAGCUGUCCCAUCUGCGUUUGGACAUGCAGCGCAACAAAACCGACUACGAGCAGCUGCUGCGCAUUAAGCAGAACCUGGAAAUGGAGAUCGCCACCUAUAGGAGGCUGCUGGAGGGGGAGGAAAUGGUGAAAGAAACCCCUCCUCCUCCCAAAAAAGAUCCCGAGGUCAGGACCAGAAAGAUUGUUAAAGUCGUCACUCAGACCGUGAUCAAUGGCAAGGUGGUCGAUGAGUCCAGUGAGGUGGAGCAGAUCGAGGAGAAGAAAAAAUGAGCCAACAGGAACAUCCAUGUCUCUCAAAUCCAAAACAAUAUUUGACUGUGCCUUCACUGGUUGACUACAUUAUUGUCUCCAAAUGUUUUGGUGCCAGAAGCCAUUCAAAUAAUCUGAAUAUUGAACUAAAAAUUAAAGCUUGCUCAGUUAGUGGCUGUGUGCUGUAUUUCAAUUUCAUUUAGAAUAUUCCAAUACAUUUUUGUGGUUUGUACUUGUUUAUUAAUUUUUGGGGUUAUGACUUUACAUUAUCAACUUUUAAGUUAUGACAUGUCAUACGCUGGAUUUUGUUCAGCGCCCUGAAAUGCAUCUUUAAAGUCAUAUGUUCUGACAGAAUAAAUGAAUGGAAA